Puma concolor (puma) is the source of this 822-nucleotide messenger RNA. It is a transcript of the gene CUTC, whose product is annotated as cutC copper transporter. NCBI's taxonomy places the organism in Eukaryota, Metazoa, Chordata, Mammalia, Carnivora, Felidae. Gene Ontology annotation, molecular function: copper ion binding. The record is from RefSeq and is a predicted model, not a curated record.
AUGAAGAGGCAGGGGACCUCCUCGGAGCGGAAACGGGCGCGCAUACCGUCCGGGAAGUCCGGAGCAGCAAAUGGAUUUCUCAUGGAAGUGUGUGUUGAUUCAGUAGAGUCAGCUGUAAAUGCAGAAAGAGGAGGUGCUGGUCGGAUUGAAUUAUGUUCUGGCUUACUGGAAGGAGGAACCACACCCAGCAUGGGUGUCCUUCAAGUAGUGAAGCAGUGUGUCCAGAUUCCAGUUUUUGUGAUGAUUCGGCCGCGUGGAGGUGACUUUUUAUAUUCAGAUCGUGAAGUUGAGGUGAUGAAGGCUGACAUUCGUCUUGCCAAGCUUUAUGGUGCUGAUGGUUUGGUAUUUGGAGCAUUGACUGAAGAUGGACACAUUGACAAAGAGUUGUGCAUGUCCCUUGUGGCUAUAUGCCGUCCUCUGCCAGUCACUUUCCACCGAGCCUUUGACAUGGUUCAUGAUCCAGUGGCAGCUCUAGAGACCCUCUUAACCCUGGGAUUUGAACGAGUAUUGACCAGUGGAUGUGACAGUUCGGCACUAGAAGGGCUACCCCUAAUAAAGCGACUCAUAGAUCAGGCAAAAGGCAGGAUUGUGGUAAUGCCAGGGGGUGGCAUAACAGACAGAAAUCUACAAAGGAUCCUUGAGGGUUCGGGUGCUACAGAAUUUCACUGUUCUGCUCGGUCUGCUAGAGAUUCAGGAAUGAAGUUUCGAAAUUCCUCUGUUGCCAUGGGAGCCUCUCUUUCUAGCUCAGAAUAUUCUCUAAAGGUAACAGAUGUGGCACAAGUAAGGACUUUGAAUGCUAUUGCAAAGAAUAUUCUGGUUUAG